AGUUCGUUGAGCAGGAAGCGCGCGGUGACUUCGAUCCAGAGUCUGCGUCGGCGACGGGCGGUGUGUACCGGGAGCUGCGACGGCACGAGCGGGGAAAGGGAAAGAUUAAGAAUAACCGCGGGCCUCGUCGGAGCUGUUUUAGCCGGUUUCGCCGCCAUUACAAGUAAAGUCUUUCAGAUCGCCGCCGUUUGCGUGGUCACAUCAGCCAGCGGGUCUCUGUCGUCUUGUGUGGGAUGAUGGUGGCGUGGGGGGGCCUUUGACCUAAUCACUGUAAAGGAUGUCUCUGUAUCCAUCUCUAGAGGACCUGAAGGUCGACAAAGUCAUCAAGGCCCAGGCCCAGUGUGCCCAGACCACCCCUACCAUGCCAGCCAUUGCUGAGGGAACCUACCAGCCGCAGCCUGCUACCCUUGGGAUGCCAGGAUCAAGCUUAUACCCAAACCUUGAGGAGCUCGGAGAGUAUAUGGGUCUAAGCCUACACAGUGAUGAAGUCCAGAGGAACUUGGCCUUGGUACCCGUUGCUGACAACCAGGUGGCAGUGCCCGCCAGUUCGGGAGUUGGGGGCAUGGUGCGGCCCGUGACAGGGGCAGAUGUUGGUAUCCGGAGGGCAGAGAUUCGUCCGGGUCUGCGGGAAGUCAUCCUCUGUAAGGACCAGGAUGGGAAAGUUGGCCUCCGGCUCAGGGCCAUUGACAACGGUGUGUUUAUCCAGCUGGUGCAAGCAAACUCCCCUGCAGCCCUGGCGGGCCUGCGCUUCGGGGACCAGGUUCUCCAAAUCAACGGGCAAAACUGUGCCGGCUGGAGCUUGGAUAAGGCCCACAAGGCCUUGAAGACGGCGUCUGAGACCCGCAUUGAGCUUAUUGUCCGAGACAGGCCAUUCCAGCGCACCAUCACCAUGCAUAAAGACAGCUCAGGCCACGUAGGCUUCAUCUACAAGUCUGGUAAAAUCACCUCGCUGGUCAAGGAUGGCUCUGCUGCCCGCAACGGUCUGCUCACCGAGCAUUACAUCUGUGAGAUCAAUGGACAAAACAUCAUCGGACUUAAGGAUUCUCAGAUCAAGGACAUUCUCACCACUUCUCCCACUACAAUGACCAUCACCAUCAUGCCGAAGUUCAUCUAUGAACACAUGAUCAAAAGGAUGUCCACCGGUCUCCUGAGGUCUGCCAUGGACCACUCUGUCCCUGAGGUGUGAGGACAGACGGCACACGGCGUAACGUGCACACCUCAUUCAGGAUGUCUACAAUCUCUAGAGAGAUCCCUCUCUUACUCCUCUUUCCUCUUUAUGUCUUCGUACCAAACUGCCCCCAGAUCAGUCAUUCUCAUCACCGCCAUUACUCCUUGUUAAUAUAACCUUUAAAGAUGCCUUCUUUUCUAUUUGUUUUCCCAGUUAUCUUUUUGUGUAAUCUAGUAUACCCCCUUUCCCCUUUUUUAUGUUUUCUCUGUUUUUAUGUUUUCCCUGUCUGUCUUCACUUGCCAUGACAUGUACUUUUUAUAUGUUAAUCUGAUCUAAUCUGAGUAUUGCUAUCUUGUUUUGUAGGCAGCAUUGAGGGCAGUACAUUCCUUUUACGUUAAGAUGUUUUUUUAAGCCAUGCCCAUUACCUUGAGUCAAGAGCUUCCUCCUUCAUCAUGGAGAUGGGUCACUGGCACGUGACCUUUCCUUUAUUCGUGUCGGAAUGCUGUAAAAGCCAAUGACCGCCCGAGGUCUCCAGAGGCCUACCAUAUGCAUUAUGGCUGCUUUCUCGUUCCCUACACUUGGGUCCCAACAAGUGUGCAUUAAUUGUGACUGUGCUGAGGCCUGAUUCAUCAAUAUGUUGUGUGAUUUCACGGAAGAUUUCACUGUACUGUACUUCUGAAGGGAUUAUGAAAACGGUGUCAUACUGUCAAGGAGGCAUGCUUUGAAUAAUGCCAGAAAUUGGCCCCAGUUUUGGCUAUAGGAAAGAAAAUGAACCCCCCCUCACCGCUUGUCACGUCGCGGCAUGUUUAGGAAACGGCGUGUCUCCAAACAAUACUUAAUAGAAAAAUUGAGGUUCCUGGAUUCCAUGUUCAUGCAAGGCUUCAGGUCUUGCAAGGCAAGUUACGUCAUCGAGCACCACUUUCUUCAAAUGAUGGUGGUCAUUGUACGUCGCAGUUUAACCCCACCCAUAUGUACAUUUCUUGAUGGGGGGAGGACUUAUUUCAUAUGUGUCAUUUUUUAGGUACAGGGAACAGUGUGCACAUUUCAGGGGGAAGUUUAGGGAAAAGGGCAGCAACUGCUGUUUGCUGCCCUCUGCAGCUGAGUCUUUUUAGCCCUGUCUAGGAAUAUUCUAGAGGCCUCCAGUGCCCCUGUGAAAUUGAAAGGAAGCGGCGGGCAAUAGGAACAGUUUAGCACAAUUGACGUGCGUUGAAUCAGUUCAUCUGGACACGUUUGUUGAGAAAAAUUUUUCAUCACUCAUCUAACGCCUCCUACAGGCUGUGUGAUUUUUAGCAGUCCUAUAAGAUUGCAAGCCGCACUGCAAUGUACGACAUCAAGUGUGACGUAUCUAGACUGUAUGAUGAUAACACCUACUGAUUCACAGGCUACGACGCCAAGUCCAUAAAAACGUCAUCAGCGUGGGUGCCGCAUCAGCGUGCACAAUCAAUCUGCACCGCUGGUAGAGCAACAUGACGCCAAACAGGAGUCGAGUCCUUUCCAUAGUCGCUGCAGCUCGUUUUGUUGCUCGUGUUGCUGAAUCCAUCACAUUUGGGUCACAGAUGCAAACAUUCUGUGUGGCGUUGACCAGGGCGUCACUGUGUGCUGCGUUUCUAUUGGUUGGUUAGUAGACGUAGGUCGUAGCAGCAGUCACAUUGUGAGACGGUCAUCCUACAUUUCUGACGCUGUCAGACUUUGGUCCCAGCUUAUCUUCGGUCGCAAGACCGUAAUAUUAGCCAUCUUUGAACUUGUCUCACAGUGCGACGUAGGACCACCAUUUUGGAGCCACGACCAAAGAUAUCACCACGUUUAGUCAUCUUUCAUCUGGGACGGCCCACAUUACACAGCCUGUAGGAGGCUUAAGUGACCUCUGAAGCGGUCACUUAAGCCUCCUACAGACUCAUCUAAAUGACUCACAUAGAUGAGUGGUGAGACGUUCCUCUCCAUAAGUGUUGUGCCCAGAUGAACUGGUUCUCCUUUCUUUGAUUUGGUUCACCUGGAUUAUUGAGAAUGAUAAAGACGUUUAGCACAAUUGGCAUGUCACUGGCUGUCAAAAAGCUUGGUGAACUUUUCAUUGUUAUGAAAGGCUGACGCCUUGUGCUCUCAGACCUGCUCAUGUCUUUGUGGGGAUUAAUUGUAAGUACGGUCGAUUUUUUUUUUUUGGACAAAGUCUUUGCUGGGUGGACCCACUAAGUGCACUUUCCACUACCUUUUAAGAGGUUCUUUCCUGUAUCCAUUUCAGCAAUUUAGUUUUUAUUUUGUUUGUGGUGCCUCAUGUUGAAAAUGUGUACUUUGUAUGUUAACCUUAGAAGAUUGCUUAAAUGUACUGUUAAAUUCAGUCCACUCAAAUUCAAGGUGUUUCCUGCCGCGUCACAGCUCCAGCAGGUGUAUGUUCUCCUAUGCUUGGCGUUGCUACGGUAUAUCCCUCAACUCUACCCUCCCUAACUGGUGAGCACAGUGAUACUGAGCUACUCACGGCCAAGUGAACUCCCACUUAUGCUGUACUCUCCCUCUUUUUUUAAUCAUAUUCAUUUGUUGAUGCAUGUAAUCUGUUAUUUUCUAGAAAUGUAAUCUGAUAAUUGAUAAUCUGUCAUCAUUCUGUAAAGAAAAAAAAUAGAAGAAUCUAAAAGUUUAUAUACGAAUGUAACCAAGAUAAUUAUUGUAAAACAAAUAAACAGUCUUUCUGUUGA
Messenger RNA from Lampris incognitus (smalleye Pacific opah), 3852 nucleotides. It is a transcript of the gene sdcbp2, whose product is annotated as syndecan binding protein (syntenin) 2. The transcript has 10 exons. The record is from RefSeq and is a predicted model, not a curated record. Gene Ontology annotation, molecular function: protein binding. NCBI's taxonomy places the organism in Eukaryota, Metazoa, Chordata, Actinopteri, Lampriformes, Lampridae. The coding region runs from base 278 to 1186 and encodes 302 amino acids. Gene Ontology annotation, cellular component: cytoplasm; plasma membrane.